This is a messenger RNA of Solenopsis invicta (red fire ant), 3223 nucleotides long. Its product is annotated as transmembrane protein 17B-like. The coding region runs from base 807 to 1361 and encodes 184 amino acids. The record is from RefSeq and is a predicted model, not a curated record. Gene Ontology annotation, cellular component: ciliary transition zone. NCBI's taxonomy places the organism in Eukaryota, Metazoa, Arthropoda, Insecta, Hymenoptera, Formicidae. Gene Ontology annotation, biological process: non-motile cilium assembly. The transcript is spliced from 5 exons.
AGCGGAAGCAAGGUCGUGGCGCGUCGCGGCGCAUUUCAACUCGCAUUCUCGUCGUUCCGUAUGAGUUUUUGACGCGAGCGAGAGUUUCGAGAGUUUCGUGGAGUAAAUUGUCGGGCGUUCAUGUCAACAUUCGUCGUCAGUCGGAUGCGAUGUAUUGUGUCACGUUUAAUCGUGUUUGUAUUUUCUCCGUUGCCUCAUAUCCCGAGUUUUCGACGCAGAAAGAAGAUUAUUGCAAGUAGCAAGUGCAAAUCUUGCGAAGAAAAUGCAGGCUCAAGCUGAAGAAAAAUAUAUUGAUUAUUUUAGAUUGCCACCUCAAUUGAUGAAUUACUAAAAUUAGUCCGAUCUGUUAUUACCAAAGAACAAUUAUCCCAUUUCGCCUGAAAUUUGACUACACAUAACACUGCGGUUUUUAGCAUCAGGAGAUAGCAUGAAAUUGAUAUCGUAAUGACAAUUAUUUGAUGAAUUAGUAAAAUUAAUAAAUUAAUUAUUAAUUAAUUAAUUAAGUUUUUUGUUUUUCUUCGUGACUAUACACGUGAAAGACGAAUACAUGCACAAAAGUUAUUCCGCUGAAAACGGAAAAAGAAAAAACGGCGGAAUCGGCAGAAUAAAGCCGCUACCAAUCACAAACGUUCUGCAGUUCCGCCAUUCCGCAUCCCAUGUGAGCGCACCCUUACAGUUUUGGCAGCACUGACGCAGGUGGUUGAUCGUCGCGACUAGUUGUGCAAAGCACUAAAAUACAAACUCAAUUCUAAAAUGUAUAUUUAAAUUUUCUCGUUUUUCUGAACGUGAAUCUCACGUUAUAAAAAAUGUGGAUGUGGAGGACGUCAGUUAUUACCGCGUCGGAUCGCAUAUUUCCCGGUCUGGCAUAUUAUGAUCGAAAAAAGGAAUUUUAUGAUAUAGGAAAUCAAAUACAAUCCAACUUGCCGCUCCAAAUGGCAUUAUAUUUUAAUGUAUGGACAUAUCCUGUAUGGUUCUUUGUGACACUUGUCAAUUUAGAUGCAAAAUAUUACUACUUGACAGACGUGUACAAAUUCAUAACUGUAGCAGUAUUUAUUGUUAUAUCGGUAUUGGAAGGUAUACGAUUGUACUUGGGAUAUCUUGGAAACUUAACUGAGAAGAUUCCAGAAUUGGCAAGUUUCUGGCUGAUAUCUACUCUCAUACAUUUUCCUUUAGAGAUGUUUCUUCUUUUCGAUAGCAAAACUGAACCUCACCUUAGUGAAACAAUUAUUAACAGUAUCAUGGCGUUUCUGCUAGUCACAGAAAUUAUAACGUCUACCAUAGCUUUAAAGAAGUCAGCGGACCAUCAUGCCAAAAGGUUUUAUGUCGCACAAUUAUAUGGGAUUGAUGACAGUAGACAUUAAUUUAUUUAUUACUUUUGAGAUUUAAUAAUAUUAUUGCACUUUAUUAAUGUGCCGAAAGACUUAAGGUAAUAUCAUAUGAAUGAUAUGUACAUUUUUGAACAGAAACUAAUUUUUGUAGUAGAUUGAAAAUCUUGAAAUGCAAUAUAUAUAAAAAUUUAUGGUUUUAUAAGUAAACAUGUAUGAAAACCAUGAAGUUCUUCCUUCAUUAUACUUUUUUUUAUGUAAUCUUUUCAAGUAGCUUUCUGCAUUGAAGAUAUAAUAUUGAAUUCUAAUAAAUUUUGUAUUAUACUACAGUGCUCACUUCUAGAUCAUGAUCAUUAUAAAACGUCUUCAAAGCUACUAUAUUUUUCCUUAGGUUUACUAAAGACAGCUCCAUUUUACUUAAAGUAAUUUCUUCUUUCCCCAUUUGUCCAUCCGCUAAUGCCAGUAAGAGUUGUGAACGAGAAGGCGUCAUACGUGACAAGAGCUAGAAUAAAAUGAAAUUUAUAGUAGUAUCAUGAUUUUAAGAAUUAUUAACGCAUCUAAAAAAAAGUGCAUAUAGAAAGUAUAUAAAUUACAUUAAAUAAUUGCUGUGCCAUCCAACCAUGAUAUGGCUCCAAAGUUUCUUUGUACGCUUCUCUUAAGAAUGCAACCAAAUCUUCUGUUGCUUCUCCAGCUUUAUGAGUCUCCACGAUUCUUUCAAAGAAUAGUAAAAUUAGAUGUAAGGCCCUAAAACAUAAUCUUUUUAAUAAUUGUACAUACAAUUAUGUAUUUGAAGGAAUUUGUAGAUACAUUUAAUAAUUAAAUAGCGACUGAUAUAUGUAUAGCAUAGAAUAUUGAUAUAAAUAUUUCAAUCAUUGGGAUUUUAUGCCAAAUAAUAACUUUUAUAAGUUUUAUACAUUUUGCCUUUAUUAAAUAAAUUUUAUGUAACAAAAACUCUUGUGUCUUGUGCUCCAAAAGACAGUGCUACAUAUUGAAUUAAUUACUUUGGAAUUUAUUUUAUGAUCUUAUUUUUACUGUCGAAAUAUUUUUCUAUCAACAAUUUUUUUGUAUGCAGUAUAAUAUGAGUUGAAUUAUGUACCAAUUACUGUUUUAAAAUGUGCAUUCAAGUCAAAGUUAAAAAUAUAAUCUCAUAUUAUUCAAUUGAUAUAAGAUUUAUUACUGCGUUAACAAGCAUAUUGAACAAUAAACAAUGUACUGUGAAAGAUAAGACAAAAAUAAUUAUUGGCAUAAGAUUCCCAAUGAUUAAAAACGUUAACAUUUGCAUAAAUACAUGUUUAAUACCUUCUUAACCACAUUAAGGCAUCAACCGCAAUGAGAUCUUUUUCGGUAGAUUUUUCAAGCAAGAUCAUAUCUUGUAAAGUCGAGUUGGCAGUUUUAUUCAUGGAAUACCUGGUUGUGAGCUUCUGCAAUUGAGAAGAAGGUGCAACUUUAGAUCCUUAGUUCAUUCAAAGAUCAUUAAUACUAUCUCUUUGUGGGAAAUGUUUUGUUUAACUUACAUCGAUAUUGCCUUGCAUGUCGUAACGCACGGGCGCAAACAAUUUGCCAAAUUUAUCUGAAACACAGAUUUGUUUCUGUCGCGCGUCAUAUUGUACUUAAAGCAAGUUUUAUUAUCGUAGAGUGGCAUUCGUUUCCGCGAUUCUUUGUACAAUUUGAGGUUAAGUUAGAAAAUAGGUGUACGCACCAACUGUUCGCACGACAUCACGAGCAGCCUCUAAAAACUCCUCGCAGUUCUUCUAUUCCUUGGAUCAAAUUGACGGCACGCAGGCAGACGUGUGUCACAUAAUUCACGUCGCUGUUGUGAUUGGCUGUCAAAUAGACGUGGCGUUCACAGGAAAGUAACUAUAUAAUUAAUUAAAAUAUGUCAUUAAUCGUCCGUAAAA